This is a messenger RNA of Daldinia childiae, 1920 nucleotides long. RefSeq names its product putative beta-glucosidase C. Gene Ontology annotation, molecular function: beta-glucosidase activity. The record is from RefSeq and is a predicted model, not a curated record. The transcript has a single exon. Lineage: Eukaryota; Fungi; Ascomycota; Sordariomycetes; Xylariales; Hypoxylaceae. Bases 1 to 1920 code for a protein of 639 amino acids. Gene Ontology annotation, biological process: glucan catabolic process.
AUGAGCUCUCGUUUACUUGCCUUAUUGGCAUUAUCAGCGUGGCCUCUUAAUGGCUUCUGCUUCAGCACACCCCGCGGGUCGAAACAGCCAUUCCUCAGCUAUGCAACUAGCAAUAAUUCAAGUGCCCCAGCCUAUAAGGACUCUUCUCUAUGUGUCAACGAUAGAGUUGAAGAUCUCCUUCAGCGGAUGACCCUGGAGGAGAAAGCUGGUCAAAUGUUCCAUGCGAUGUUGUUCAUGGGUCCUAACGGCACGCUAGAUGAAGGGAGUGAAGCUGCCUUCCGGAAUAGCACCAACUUCAUGCUUGGGGACCAAUUCAUAACCCAUUUUAACCUCGUUGGUGAUAUCACCGAUGCGAAGCAGUCUGCUGAGUUCUACAAUCUUGUCCAACAACGAGCUCUAGAGACGCGUCUUGGAAUUCCUAUAACACUAUCUUCUGAUCCUCGACACCACUUCACUGAGAAUAUCGGAACUGGCUUCAAUGCAGGCCGCUUCUCUCAGUGGCCCGAAACUCUCGGGCUUGCUGCACUUCGAGAUGUCGGCUUGGUUCAGAGAUUCGCUGAGAUCGCUCGAGAAGAAUAUCUAGCCGUCGGCCUACGCGCUGCGCUGCACCCGCAAGUAGACCUGUCUACAGAGCCGCGGUGGGCACGAAUCUCUGGUACAUUUGGUGAGGAUUCGAACCUAACCGCUGCACUCCUUACGGCAUAUAUCAAAGGCUUCCAAGGCGAGAAGUUCGGUUCUACUUCAGUGAGUACCGUGACGAAGCAUUUUCCCGGUGGAGGUCCGAUGGAAAACGGUGAAGACAGCCAUUUCACCUAUGGGAAGAACGAGACCUAUCCUGGGAAUAACUUCAACCACCACCUUAUCCCCUUUAAGGCAGCUGUCGCCGUAGGCGCCCGCCAAAUGAUGCCGUACUACAGCCGUCCGAUUGGCACUCAGUAUGAACCUGUAGGGUUUUCAUUUAACAAGGAGAUUGUCACAGACCUUCUACGCAACGAGCUCGGAUUCGAGGGCGUUGUGGUAACCGACUGGGGUUUGAUUACUGAUACAUACAUCGCUGGUCAAUACAUGCCUGCUCGAGCUUGGGGAGUAGAGCACUUAUCAGAGCUAGAGCGAGCAGCGCGUAUCCUCGAAGCCGGGUGCGACCAAUUCGGCGGCGAGACGCGUCCUGAGCUGAUCGUGCAGUUAGUCAACGAGGGUGUUAUAAGCGAAGAACGCAUCAAUGCCUCUGUGCGAAAGCUACUGCGCGAAAAGUUUAUCUUGGGACUUUUUGAUAACCCAUUCGUCGACCCAGAUGCUGCCGCUCGAAUUGUUGGGAAUGAUUAUUUUACGCGCUUAGGCAAUGAAGCCCAGCGUCGCUCGUACACACUGCUUACCAACAAGAACGAGACUUUGCCACUUCGUAACGUUGGGUCGGAGACUAAAUUCUAUAUUGAAGGUUUCAAUGCGACUUUACUUCAAAAUCGUACUUAUACGGUGGUGGACAAGCCCGAGGAUGCUGAUUACGCUCUUCUACGGCUGGCAGCUCCUUACGAACCGCGACCAGGAGGAUUCGAGUCCGGGUUCCACGCCGGAUCUCUUGAGUUCUCCGCCGAAGAACGGGCGCGUCAAGAAACUAUAUACUCGAAGGUGCCGACUAUCGUCGACAUGAUGUUAGAUCGACCGGCCGCAGUGCCUGAAGUUGCAGAUCAAUCAGUGGCAAUGCUAGCUAGCUUUGGAAGUAGCUCUGAGGCGUUCCUCGAUAUCAUAUUUGGUGUUGCUGAGCCUGAAGGCAAAUUGCCGUAUGACUUGCCACGUUCGAAUGCAGCUGUCGAAGCGUCUAAGGAAGAUGUGCCGUUUGAUACCAAGGAUCCAGUAUUCAAGUUCGGACAUGGACUAGCAUACGCGGAUCGGUGUGGGAAGACAGGAUGUAAGACCAAGUAA